AUGGAUUCAAAAUACCCUAUUACUAAGAGACCGUAUGGUGAGGAGUUAGAUCCUUUGAACGAUAAGAAACAACGUAUUGAAGAUGCUCCUCCCGGUUAUGAUAAUAAGCAUUCAUAUGAUAGAGGUGCACCACCACCACCUCCACAAUCUUCUUAUUAUGAUGCACCACCACCACCACCUUACAGAAACAACUCUCCUCCUUCAUAUGAUAGUCGUGGACCACCACCUCCACCAUCUUCGUAUGACAAUCGUGGACCUCCACCACCUGCCUAUUAUGACAGUCGUGGACCACCUCCACCCUCACACUAUGAUAGUCGUGGACCACCACCACCUUCACCCUAUGAUAAUCGCGGACCACCACCACCUUCUCCCUAUGACAAUCGUGGACCACCACCACCUUCACCAUAUGACAGUCGUGGACCACCUCCACCUUCUCCCUACGACAGACCACCUCCACCCGCAUCUCCAUACGACAGACCACCACCUCCAUUGUCGUCAUCUUAUGAUGGUCGUGGACCUCCACCACCAGCUCCACCCUAUGACAGUCGUGGACCACCUCCACCAUCUCCCUAUGAUGGUCGUGGACCUCCACCACCAGCUUCACCCUAUGACAGUCGUGGACCACCUCCACCUUCUCCCUAUGAUGCUCGUGGACCACCACCACCAGCUUCACCCUAUGACAGUCGUGGUCCACCUCCACCUUCACCAUAUGAUAGUCGUGGUCCACCUCCACCUUCACCCUAUGACAGUCGUGGUCCACCACCACCUUCAUAUUAUGAUAAUCGUGGACCACCACCACCCUCUUACUAUGACAAUCGUGGACCACCACCUCCAGCAUCUUCAUACUAUGGCGGUGGAUACGAUAGACGUCCACCACCUCCAGCUUCACCCUAUGACAGUCGUGGACCACCUCCACCCGCAUCUCCAUAUGACAGACCACCUCCACCACAUGGAAGUUAUGGACCACCACCUCCUUCAUCACCCUAUCAUGAUAAUCGUGGACCACCAUCAUCUGGAUACUACGGUGAUUAUGGCAGACCAUCUGGAUACUAUUCACAGCCACCACCAGUCGCUGGAGGCGAUAGUCCACCCUAUGGUUCGGAACCAAGAGGGCUACCACCACCUCCAAGAGCUAGCAGUUCCCACAGAGAAGAAAUUGAAGGACAAGGACAAUCACAAUCACAAUUACCACCACCACCACCACCACCACCACCACCACCACCACCACCACCACCACAGCAACAACAGCAACAUCAACAAAGUGAAUUGUCACCACCUCACUACAGGUCCAACGACGAUAUUCGUGUACCUAUCCCAGUGAAGCAAGAGCCAAAUGAUCUACAUGGAUCUUCUUCAUCAGUUCCAGUCUCUAAAGAUCCCCACUACGAUUACGAGCACGAAGAGAGAAGCAGAAAGAGAGAGGAGUUGGCUCGUGUGCGUGAAGAGCGAAGCGGUCUCUCCUAUGAGGAGAGACGUGAGUCGAGAAGCGAGCGACCGUAUGGACGUGAGAGAUCAUUCGAGCGAAGAGAUGACAGACGUGAUGACUUUUCCUCGCAUUCCAAUGAACCAAAUUCAGCCGAUGACUACGGAAAGACAAGUUUACUCUCGAUCAUUCCAAAGACCAGAAAGGAGUUUACAAAGGAUGACGAUGUCACUGGUUUGGUUACCUCCAAACAGACUGGUGGUAGAUUUGAAAAAGUUAGAAUUACAACCAAUCAUUUCAUGCUCAACUUGAAAUCUAAAGUUAUCUAUAAAUAUUCGAUUGAAUUUGAUCCACCAAUUGAAAACAGAGGUAUAAGAGUUAAAGCAAUGAACAAUUCAAUGCCAAAAGAGUUUACACCUUUCAAUUACGAUGGUACUAGUUUGUUGUAUUCUAUUCGUGAUCAACCAACUCAGCUCUAUCCAUACAACACGGAGGGAAAGACUGGAACUAUCAAAGUUGCAUUUGUCCGUGAGCUGGCACAAGACGAUCGUUCACUCCUUCAAUUCUACAAUGUUUUCCUGAAACAGUUGAUGUUGCGUGUCGAUUACAGUAUCAUUGGAAGACAAUAUUACAAUUCAAAGCUCAAAAGCAGAAUCGAAGGAAAAUCUUUGGAGUAUUGGUCUGGUUUCUCUGCAACUAUCAAUCCAGUCGAGGGAGGUCUCAGUUUGCUCACCGAUGUUGCUCACAAAUUGGUGCGUACUCAAAGCAUUUACGAUUAUAUUGAAAGUAUGAAAAGAAAUAAUAUGCAAGAGAGUGCAAUCAAUCAGAGUCUUGAAGGAAAGAUUGUUAUUACAACAACCUAUAGAAUUCAUAAGAUUGAGUGGUCAAUGAACCCAGAUUCCAAGUUCCAAACUCAAAAAGGUUCAACUUCAUUCAGAUCAUACUACUAUGACCAACACAAAUUGAGAGUAACUAGCGAUAGACAACCACUGAUUUCCUCUCAGGUCAAAAGACGUGGUCAAAAUGAAAUCAUUUAUCUUAUCCCAGAGUUUGCUUUCAUGACUGGAGUACUACUAACUGACAAACGAAAUUCAUUCUCAUUACAACUCACUUGUAGUUCCGAUGAUCUUAGAUCGGAUUACCAUACGAUGAAGAAGAUGUCGGAUAUCACCAACGUUCUACCAAAAGAAAGAUUCAAACAGUUGAAAUCUCUUUUGGAAAGUUUCAAAACUGAACCUAAAGCAUCCAAAGAAAUGGAUACCUGGGGAAUUUCAUUUGACAAUGCUUUGGAGGUAGAUGGUAUCAUAUUGCCAAAACAGACAAUUGAGAAAAAUCGUCACCAGCCAUUGGCCGGUUUUAAAUGGGUCAUUAUUUGCACGCAAAAGGAUCGUGAAUGCGUCCAUAGAUUCUCUAAAGAGAUGUUGGCACAAUCAAAGAUGUGCGAACCUCUCAUUCAUGUUCUUGAAGACAGAGGUCGUGGUCCUCAAGCACAGCAAUAUGUCGAUGCCAUCCAAUAUAUUUUGGACAAGGAAAAAGGCAACAAGCCUGCUUUCUUCCUCUGUGCCAUCCAACAGAAACCGGACUUCUAUAACCUGAUCAAGAAGUAUACAUUGAUCACUGCAAGAGUCAUCACUCAGUGUAUUCUGGCAAAGACCAUGGAUAAGGACAACAUUGGUUCCGUCGUUUCCAAGGUUAUCUUACAGGUCAUUGCCAAGCUCGGUAAGGAUCCAUGGGUUCUCAAGAAUCCAGGUUACAACAUUCCCGAGCACACCAUGGUUGUCGGUAUCGACGUUGGACACAACGCAGCCACCAGAGGUAAAUCUAUCGUCGCCAUCACAGCAACACUGAAUCGUUCGCUGACCCGUUACUUCUCGACUGCCAUCAUCCAGCAGACACCGGGCAAAGAUAUCAUUGACUCGCUCCAAACCUCGAUGAAAGAGUGCAUUCAGGCGUUCCAUAAGGAAAACAACCGAUUGCCCUCGUUGAUUAUGAUCUACCGUGACGGUGUCGGUGACGGCAUGCUGGAGAAGGUGCUCAAACACGAGGUCGGCACGGUACGUGAGGCUAUCAAUGACAUUCCAGCGCAUCUCGGUGAUCGUCCAAAACUUAUAUACACAAUCGUCAAGAAGAACACCAACACCAGAUUUUUUAAUAUGCGUGGAUUCGAAAAUCCAGGCGCAGGCACUGUCGUGAACAAGGGUUGUGUACACAAGGAUUGGUUCGAGUUUUACCUCAUCUCUCAGAAAGCGAAUAGAGGUACCGUCAACCCAACACACUACCACAUCAUUGCUGACGACAGUAAUGUUAGUGCUGAUGAUAUUCAAUUGUUCACUUACAGUCUUUGUCACAUGUACUUUAAUUUCGACCAAGCUGUCAGGGUUCCAUCGGUCUGUCAAUACGCACAGAAAUUGUCUUUCUUGAUCGGUAAAAAUCUACAUGCAUCGCCACAUCAAGAUAUGAAUCUUAGUUUAUAUUUCCUUUAA
Messenger RNA from Heterostelium album PN500, 3906 nucleotides. RefSeq names its product argonaut-like protein (gene agnB). The record is from RefSeq and is a predicted model, not a curated record. NCBI's taxonomy places the organism in Eukaryota, Evosea, Eumycetozoa, Acytosteliales, Acytosteliaceae. Gene Ontology annotation, biological process: regulatory ncRNA-mediated gene silencing. The coding region runs from base 1 to 3906 and encodes 1301 amino acids. Gene Ontology annotation, cellular component: P granule. Gene Ontology annotation, molecular function: protein binding; piRNA binding. The transcript has 4 exons.